AUGUCGCUGGACUGGUACGACAACUUUAUCGACAAGGUGCAGGGCACGCCGUCGUGGCAGCCCGCGCAGGAGCAGGUCUUGACAGAGCCGUACACCUACCUCGCCUCGAUCCCGGGCAAGGAGGUGCGCUCGGCGCUCAUCGCGGCGUUCAACCAGUGGAUGGGUGUCGCAGACGUCGAUCUCGAGAUUGUCAAGAGAGUCGUCGGGAUGCUGCACACGGCCAGCCUGCUGAUGGACGACGUCGAGGACGACUCGCACCUCCGUCGAGGCAUGCCUGUCGCACACAAGAUCUACGGGAUCCCCCAGACGAUCAACUCGGCCAACUAUGUCUACUUUCUCGCGUUUCAAGAACUCCAGCGGAUACACCCGCGGCCGGGCAUCAAGGUCGAAGAGAUGGUCACCGAGGAGCUGCUGAACCUGCAUCGCGGCCAAGGGAUGGACCUCUUCUGGCGCGAGAACUUGAUCUGCCCGACAGAACCGGAGUACAUCGACAUGGUCAACAACAAGACGGGAGGACUGUUCCGCAUCGCGAUCAAGUUGAUGAUGGCCGCUUCGCCUGCAGCACCACGAGAUUACGUCCCGCUCGCCAACCUGAUCGGCAUCAUCUUCCAGAUUCGCGACGACUACGUGAACCUGCAAUCGGUCGAGUACGCAAACAACAAGGGCUUCUGCGAAGACUUCUCCGAAGGCAAAUUCUCCUUCCCCAUCGUCCACUCGAUCCGCUCCGACACCUCGAACCGCCAAAUCCUCAACAUCCUCCGCGAGCGGCCCUCUUCUCCCGGUCCGAAAGAGUACGCUGUCAGCUACAUGGAGACGCGGACGGGCUCCUUCGCGUACACGCGCGAGGUGUUGCGCAAGUUGACGCAGCAGGCGAGGGAUGAGGUUGCGCGGCUGGGAGGGAACAGAGGCGUCGAGGCGAUUCUCGACAAGCUUGUGUUGGAGGAACCGCAGGCGAGGGCGACUGGCGUUGAGGGCGAGGCGAUGGAGAGGAAGCUGGAGGAGGUUGUCAAGAGCAAACCGGUCAAGGCGGUGACGAACGGCGUCAAUGGCGUCCAUGCGCACGAGCUUCCCAAAGUCUGA
Messenger RNA from Rhodotorula toruloides NP11, 1080 nucleotides. RefSeq names its product geranylgeranyl diphosphate synthase, type III. Lineage: Eukaryota; Fungi; Basidiomycota; Microbotryomycetes; Sporidiobolales; Sporidiobolaceae. The coding region runs from base 1 to 1080 and encodes 359 amino acids. The record is from RefSeq and is a predicted model, not a curated record. Gene Ontology annotation, biological process: isoprenoid biosynthetic process. Gene Ontology annotation, molecular function: prenyltransferase activity. The transcript has 8 exons.